AACCCUACCGAUAGGAGAACUCUUGCUCAAGAGUCAACAGCAAACUCGGGUAAAAGAAGGAAAGAUAAGAUCAGAUAGGAUAGAGAUGAUGGAGAAGAAAGAAAAGGAAAGUGUCAGUGGAGCUGUGGUGGCCUCUCCGGCAGCACUGGUGGGAUCGAGAGAUGAUAAUGAGAUGGACGCCGGCAUGCAGACAGCAGAGACGUUGCUGCGUCUGGUGCUGAUGGCUCUGUGUCUCUCUGCGCUCAUUGUUAUGGUGAAGAACUCUCAGUCCAAUACUGACUUUGGUUCACUGUCCUACUCAGAUCUUGGGGCUUUCAGAUAUUUAGUGCAUGCAAAUAGCAUUUGUGCUGGCUACUCUCUCCUUUCAGCUGUCAUUCUAGCCUUACCUCGCCCCGCCAUAUCUCGAGCUUGGACAUUCUUCUUCCUUGAUCAGAUUUUUACUUACUUAAUUCUGGCUGCGGGUGCUGCGUCCACGGAGGUGCUGUGCUUGGCCUACGAGGGAGACGUGUCAAUCACCUGGAGUGCAGCUUGUGGAUCGUUUGGGAGAUUCUGUCACAGGGCCACAGCGUCUGUCAUCAUCACGUUUGUUGUAGUUGUUUGCUAUGGAGUGCUUUCUCUGCUCUCUUCUUAUAAGCCACCAGUCCAUUCUAACUACUCAAGUUCUUUGGCCUUCCUUGAUAUCAGCUCCAAUCAGUUAGAAGGCCCUUUCCCAGAUUUUACCUCCAGGCAUCAACCUUCUUUCAUUUUCCAAGAACAAGCUUAUCAGAGAGACACCGCUCUACAUCUGCAACAUGAGUAGCUUGGCCAUCUUGGAUCUUUCAGACAAUCAAUUGAGAGGUCAAGUUCCAAAAUGUCUUGAAAAAACCAAUGAAGUCAUGAGCUUGAGAAAGAACCAUUUUCAUGGGACCUUGUCCUGGAAUUUCCCUAAAAAAUGCAGUCUGAAGAC
Messenger RNA from Rubroshorea leprosula, 946 nucleotides. The record is from the annotation of a GenBank genome assembly. Lineage: Eukaryota; Viridiplantae; Streptophyta; Magnoliopsida; Malvales; Dipterocarpaceae.